Molecule: messenger RNA, 819 nt
Organism: Penicillium subrubescens
Lineage: Eukaryota; Fungi; Ascomycota; Eurotiomycetes; Eurotiales; Aspergillaceae
Exons: 1
Coding region: 1-819 (272 amino acids)
Source: RefSeq, a predicted model, not a curated record
AUGAAGUCCUCCGUUGCUACCAUGGUGCUCGCUCUCUCGAGCUCUGCCAUAGCUGCACCAUUCAGCCUCAAUGGAACCGAUGUCUAUUUAACUUCCUCGGCUCGUCAAACUCCUUCAAUGACCGCAUCGAGCACUCCCCAUGCGGCUACGUCCUCGUCAGUCCCGACUGAUCCUUUACUUCCCAAUCCUUUGGCUACUUCGAGCAUUGGCCGUCCAAGCGGAUCAGGCUCUGAGCCAGUUUCUUUCUUGUCUAAGCGUAGCGGCCUGCCUUCCAUUCCAACAUAUCUGCCUUCAUUGGUCUCGGACGCGGAGGCGGCUCUUGGAGCACUUGCUUCCGCGGGGGUCCAGAAACGUGACGGAUCUUUGUCAAUUCCAACGGAUCUCCCUUCACUGGUCUCUGACGUUGAGUCCGCUGUUGCAGCUCUUGUCUCCGAUAGUGCUCAGAAGCGCGAUGAAUCCCUGGCUCUUCCGACAGAUGCUCUUGUUUCAGAUGUUGAAUCUGUAGCCGCUGCCAUUGCUUCUAGUGUCGCUCAGAAGCACAAGCGUGCUGAUUCUGCUACUCUGCCCACGGACCUGCCCUCUCUGAUCUCUGAUGCCGAGUCCACACUUGGUGCACUCGCAUCCGCUGGUGCGCAGAAGCGUGAUGGAUCCCUGUCUAUUCCUACGGAUUUACCUUCCCUACUGUCUGGUACCGAGUCGAUCGCCAGUGCUCUGGCUUCCAGUGGCGCCCAGAAGCGUGGUUUCACAUCUAAGUCUCGGCCUACUCCUACUGUGGGUGGGAGUGGUAUCCCCUCUGGUAACCCCCAGUUGCGUCCCUAG